Tuber aestivum (summer truffle) is the source of this 2514-nucleotide messenger RNA. The record is from the annotation of a GenBank genome assembly. Lineage: Eukaryota; Fungi; Ascomycota; Pezizomycetes; Pezizales; Tuberaceae.
AUGUCAACAACUGAAGCCCCGACCCUACAAAACCGUCGCCUGAGACUUCGCAAUGCCCGAACAAACCCUAGCACACUGCCACCCAACUCGAGCUACUGUACACAUCGGGGAAUGGUGACGAGUCCUAUCGAUAGAAAGCCCUCGUUUCCGGAGGAUAAUGGGUGGGAGACGGAGGAUCAGGGAGGGGAGGAGGAGGAGAAGGAGGAGGAGGAGGAGGAAGGUGGUGAUGACAGCAAUGGCGGUGAGGCGGAUAGGAAGUGUAGGAAUAGGGUUUCGUCUUCUUCGUUGUUGAGUGAUGGGUCGACGUUGAUUGGUGGCGAAGUGGAUGAUUGUGGCAACAGGGAGGGGGGGGGCGGUGAAGAUGAAGGGAAGGAUACAACGGGAGCGAGUGGGGGAAGGAGGAGCAGUAAUCGAAGAUCCCCCUCACCGCUAUUCUCAUCGGUGAGCCCUGUUCGCGCUAUGACCAGCCCCAUCCCCGUGCGCCCAAUGUCCAUGAUUUCGACCCCGAGUCCAUACACCUACGCCUCGACCGCCCACCACCGCCGGAACCGCUCGAACGGCGGGGUCGGCAGCGGAGACUCGUCGGGGAGUUCGGCCCGCUACAUCGACUACCUCGAGCGUCAGAUAGCCGAUACGGUCUCGCAGCUCCAGAGUUACACAUCUCCGACCGACGGCACCAGCCACGCCGUCAAGAUGCGCAAGCUGACGGCCGAGACCCGACUUCUCCGUAGUGAGCUGACGGACUGGGAGAAUAAGUUUUCCGCGCGCGUGAAGGAGGAGGUCAACGCUCGCGCUGCUGUUGAUAAAUCCCUGCGCGCAAAGAUCAAGAACUUGGAGAUUAAGCUUGAGGAGGCUGAGUACAGGUAUAAGACUGCUGAGGUGGACCUUGAGGAGGCCAGGGCUGUGAUCUCCGAUUUGAAGGGGGUGGAGGAGGAAAACCGGAUGUUGGAGUUUAGGAUCGAGGCUCUCAGUGAGCUUUUGGCGGACUCGACGAGGCUGGCGCAAAGUUUCGGGGUUGGUAGGGGUGGUUUUUCCUCCGCGGGAUCGAGUGGGCCUGGUUCUGUUGUGUUUUCAAAGAGGAGGAGUAGUAGUCUCGGGUCGCCCUCGCCGUCUCCGCCGAGGGCACAGCUGAGAUGUGCCACCGCUGCUGCUGCUGCUAUUACUCCCGGUGGGGAGAAUACACCCGUGGAAAGUCGUAGUCGGAGGGCGAGUCGUGAGGGGAGUACCUGCGUGCUGGAAGACUACGGAAUUACCGAUCCAAUUGAAGCCGUGCUCUGCAGUAUGCCCGAACUGACUGCGGCGGGGGAAGGAGGAGUAGGACGGGGGUUCGGAUGCUCGGAGGAAUACGAAACGGAAUUGAAUCCCAACACAGCACUAGUCCGAGCAUCCCCUCAUCCUCCACCCGCAGUCCUACGAAACCGCAGAAUGCGCCGCUUCCCCUCCGGUUCCUCCGCUCCAAAAACUCUAAUCCUCCCAUCCGCCGCUGCUGUGACCGCAACUAGCACCACUGGCACCACCAUCACAUCCCCGCCCCCCCCAACAAUCUCAGACCCUGCAUCCGCAAUUUUCUCUCCUCUCUCCCGCCCGCCUUCAUCCUCCUCUUCCUCUUCUUCCUGCUGCGCGCCUCCCCGACAGGCGCCAAAAGCCGCAACCCCGCAAACCUCCCUCUUUGCAGAACUGGCCCGAGCCCAAGACUCUGGUGAAGACUCAGAGGAAGGAGGCACAGAAGCAGAUCUCGACGGUGAUGACGGCGAUGACGCCACCGCCGCCUCCAUCCCCGAAGGACUAGCCAACCCAACCCCCCUCGAUGUCAAGGCCAUCAGUAAAGUCGGUGAAUCCUUCGUCUCACCGCAGGGCACCUUCUUCAGCGCGAAGCGCAAAGCAAUGGACAUUCUGGGCGGGGUAGUCGGCAAUCGCGUUUCCCGCCCUUAUCACCACCACCACAACCACCACCACCAGAGCCGCCAGUUACCAUCACCAAAGCCACCCUCCUCAUCAUCGCCAUCGUCAAGGCACCAAGCGGGAAAAGUAUCGGGCGAAAACAAAAAGAAAAACCCCUUCCCCAAAACCGCCACUACCUGCGCAUAUUGCCACUGCCACCAACAACCCUCCACCGCUAUCACCGCGCCAAAGGCGGUAGCGCUAGCUAGACCAAGGUCCACAUCCGCACCACUAGUCUUCCCCCAACCCGUCGAGGAAGCCGUCGAGCAUGUGUGGCUGUGGGUCCGCUUCAUGGUCGCGCUAGUCGUUGCGCUGGGGGUUGCGGUGCGAGAGGGACCAGGCGUGGUUGUCGCGGUGGAUGGGGUCGGGAGUGUUGGCGGUGGCACUAGCGUUGGAGAUGGUGGGGGAUUCGACGGCGUGGGAGAGGAGGAGAGGAGUCUUGCUAUUAGGAAGUUGCAGGAGGGUGCUGUGGGUGGUGGGGCGGCGGAGGGUAGAGGGAGGAGGGGGAGGAGGAGGGUAGGGUUUGGGUGGGGGGAGCAGAGGGUUAGGGUUUGGGAGAGGCCUGGGAGUAGG